UUCCUGGCUUGCCCAACCAAAGUUUGUUUUCUUAAACAUAUCGAAAAAUUGAUCUCGCAAUUGGAUUCGCCAUGCACGGGUUCGUGAUGGGUAAAGUUGGGAUAUGUUCUCCUUUGCGAGGUCUUGUGUCACCUUUCACGGUCAUUCGGGGAAUGGCCAUUAAAAAAGGUGGAGGUGGAAAAGGAGCGGCAAUGGAGAAAAUUAAGGUUUUCCCAGUUGAAAAGGAUACGAAGAAAUUGGUCAGUCAUUGCUGCGGACUCAAUUACAAGAUUGACGGCGAAGAAGUGCCCUUGAAACCUCGAGAAGAAUAUCCGGAUUGGUUGUGGACCAUGAACAUGGAUCGUCCUCUACCCUCCUCCGAAGAUCUAACGCCCAACACGAUUGAAUACUAUGAACGACUAAGGGAGGAGCAUAAGGAGUUAUUGGCCCGAAGAAGAUCCAAGGAAUACAUGAAGCCCCCCAAAUAAUAUAUUUAAAGUUAACUUGUAACAACGCAUCUAGUGCUCAUAAUGAACAAAUAUACGCUACCCAAUCGCUUAAA
This is a messenger RNA of Tigriopus californicus, 541 nucleotides long. RefSeq names its product large ribosomal subunit protein mL54-like (gene mRpL54). The transcript has 2 exons. Gene Ontology annotation, cellular component: mitochondrial large ribosomal subunit. Gene Ontology annotation, molecular function: structural constituent of ribosome. NCBI's taxonomy places the organism in Eukaryota, Metazoa, Arthropoda, Copepoda, Harpacticoida, Harpacticidae. The record is from RefSeq and is a predicted model, not a curated record. Bases 72 to 467 code for a protein of 131 amino acids.